UUGUGUCAUAAUUUACGUAUACAUUGAAUUGCUCAUCUUUUUCUAGUCAAUGUUUGUAGAAGAAAAAUCCCUUAUAAGAUUAAUAUUAUUGAAUUCACCAAGAAAUCGAAUCCACAUUUAACAAUUCCAAUGAUAUUAGAAAUUCGUGUACUUCGACAACAAUUGGUAGUUUAGUGCACUACAAUGUUACACUAAAUCAUAGAAUCCUGACGUACUAAAAAUAGUCCAUAAAUGUGUCAAAACAGCAGUGCAGUGUUUUUGUUUUUGUUUGCUCGCUUUCCAAUCGUUUGCAAAUCUGGUGUACUGCAAUGGUGUGAUGCCUUUUAGAGAAUUGCAAUAAGGUCAACAACACAAAUAAAAAAAAAGAAAACAACAAGAAAAUAAAAGGUACAUGCCAAACUAUUAAUCAGUAUUUGAAACUUUGCCCGGGCUGCAAUAAUUUCUACGCCUAGCUAGUACACAGAAAAAGUUCAAUUAAAUCAAUGUAAAACCAAAUAGACCAAAAAAAAUAAUACCUACAGAAAUGGCCGACUACAUUAUUUCAAACGAGUUCAAAACAAUGGAGGAAAUCUGGGACGAUCUGCUACGGCUUCAUUGGGAUUAUCUUGAUACAGAAGAAAAUAUGGAAAAGCUGAAAAUGAGGCGCAAACUUGAAGAUGAAUUAAAAGACUUUUUAAGCAUAGUUCAACAUGAUCGAAAGUUUUUUCUCACCGAAACUGCCCACGUGUUUAAGCAAUCGGUUCUAAGAUUAGACCAAUUCUCCGCAUAUAAAGCUCUGAUGGGAUUUGAAGCGAUAAGUCAAUAUGCAAACAACUUAUUUCGAAAGCCAUGGAGAAAAGAAUACCGUUGCAUCAAAUUGUAUUCAGGAUACUAUCAACAUGAAGUAAAGGCGAACUUGAUAGACGCAGAGAAAAUGUUUGAAGCUAUGGGAUAUACUUUAUUGCCAAACCACACUUUAAUUUUAGAAGGUCCAAUUUGUCCAGAUCAAGUGACAAAUGUUAGCAGGGAUGCUGUCAUAGCUUAUUGUGAAUGUCAGAUAAUGAAGCAGAUAUUUCAAGGUUUGAUUGCGAUGCAAUUACAAACGACUUGGCAAGAAAUUUUUGAGUUCCGUGAAACACAUAUUGGAUCUGCAAGCCAAGCUAUUAAAUCCAUGGCAUAUGCAAUUGAAAAACGACGUCAACGAAAAGAAAGACAAUAUGAGAGUUCGUAUUCAAAUUUAGCGCCAACACCACCACCACCACCUCCAAUUUAUGCCACAUCAUCGUCACAUAAUCAAAUUGCACUUUGUAACAAUCAGCGUCAUUUAUUACCAUCUCAAUCAACUAUAUCAAAAGGCGCUUGUAGUGCAUUCUAUACACCGUCUUCAAAUUCAAGUUGCUCAAAUAAUUGUGGUGCUCUGAAAUCGAUUUAUAGUAAUCAAUUGGCGCACCAUUCAUCGAUCCCGCAUUCAAAAUCACUUGAUCAUUAUAAUAACGAGCCGACGAAAUUGAUGGAACACCACAAUGUCUCACGCCAUUCAUUCGAUCAACCGUUCUCAUCAAAUUAUAAAAAUUAUGAUUGUACAGAUGGAAUUCAUGCUGCUGCUGUGGCAGCUGAUCGCAGCAGUCAUUCGAGUGGCAUGGGCGUUUACCAUCAACCAAGUUGUAGUUUACAAAAUACAGGAAACAUUUAUGAAACAUAUACAAUGGUAAAUAGAUAUCCGUUGCCAGCAUUUCCGGAUCAUCAUUAUUCGCAAAUUGGUGGUACAAUUGAACGCGGUGAACAUUUUGUCGAUACCAAUAUGGGUACUUGUUGCCACCAAAAUUCUCAUUAUGAAUGUUUGAGUAACUUCAAUAGCCGUAGCUUGAUGCAAAAGUCAAAGAACGGAGCCGAUUACAGCAAUUGCAAUUUUCAAUCCAAAUAGAAUAUCUAUAAGCCAGCCGAAAAUAAUUUUUAAGAAUCGGUUGUUAAAAUUUAAAUUAAUUUGGUUCUAUGCGAAAUUUGUUGGAAAAUAAAGCUUUUGUUUUGGAAAUUAUCAAA
This is a messenger RNA of Sitodiplosis mosellana (orange wheat blossom midge), 2019 nucleotides long. It is a transcript of the gene tamo, whose product is annotated as protein tamozhennic. Lineage: Eukaryota; Metazoa; Arthropoda; Insecta; Diptera; Cecidomyiidae. Bases 524 to 1903 code for a protein of 459 amino acids. The transcript is spliced from 7 exons. The record is from RefSeq and is a predicted model, not a curated record. Gene Ontology annotation, cellular component: cytoplasm.